AUGAGCUCCGCAGCGCACCUGCUAGAGGCGCAAUUCAAUCAUAUCGUCCUGCCCGCUCAGCUCCCAAGCAUACGCGACGAGGACCUCACUCACAUCCAGACCGCCAUCACAGACCGUCUGAUUGGCGCCUGCCGCCUCCUUCGGGAGUCGACGACGGUGAACGACUACUUCGACUGGGACAAUCUCACCCGCGCACUCAACGCCGUCAAGACCCUCAACUUCAACAGCAAGAUCGACAAGCAGCCUCUGAUCCAAGAGCUGCGCGAGCUCAAGCCCGAUGCUUUCCUAAUCCUACACAUUGGAGAGCAGAACGCUGGCCUCCUCAUUCGCCGCAUCUACAGCAAUCAUGGCCACGAAGUCGUUUUCGAAGCCUUUGAAGCCUCGCCCCGCUCCGAAGAUGUGCUAGCCACUCAGGCUGCUUUAGAGUGGGACUUCCCAGGCAGCGCUGUCGCCGUGCCGCACUCGACAUUUGCCAACCACGACUUCCAAGACAGCCUCGCCGGCUUUUUGGCCCAAUGUAGCGUCGAGUCCAUCAACAGCUUUGCUGCGCGUGCAUACAAAGCCCGUUCUUCUACCGUCGAGAUCCGCGACACGACCGACCCUGCGAUGAUAUCGUCGCUGCUCAUGACUGUGCUCGAAGCGCACGGUCGCCGCUUCGCCACACCCCUACUGCGCAAACGUGUGCGUGAUGACGUCUGCUGGGGGCGUGGAGCAGAGGUCCCUUGGCGCCGACUACCAUUCUGGCUAGUAUUGCGCGUUGGCCUCGCAAGAUACUUGGCCAUCAAGCACGGUGGCGAGGUCGGCAGACUGCGCUACAAAUUCCUCAUGUGCGCUGCACUCGCGCAGCUACUCCAAGACGCCCUGUGCUACCUCGACCUGCAAAACAUCACCACUUUGAGGGCUAAGCUAGCCCGCCGGCUUGCAAAGCUGGAGAUGGCCAAAGUCCGCGCUUCUCCAGAAACCCGCAUCCACUACGACCUUGCCUUCGCUUCCCUGAAUUCGACGUUCCAGACGGCAUUGCAGGAAGCAAACCAACAUGUCGUCGACGCAUGGGAAGACUUGAAACGCGGCAUCAAGAGACCCAUCAAACCCCUCCCACGCUAUGCGAAUGCAGACAACCUGACGCUCGCCCUACCGAGGUCUCGCCCCACCUUGCACCACAUUUUGAGGAACCCUGAACUUAUGGAUCAGAGGCCCAUGGGCCCGUACAAAUUCAACAUGAACGCUGCCAAUCAGAACAUGAGGCCAUUGGCAAAGCGCUGCAUGUCCUUGAGUCGCUUCGAACUGGAAGUCGAACAGGCUUCUGCCAUCGAUCAGUCGUUACCUCUUGGCAAAAUAUGCAUCGAAGCGUGUGGGAACAUCAACGAUUACUUUGAUAUGGUCUCUUCCACGUACGAUGGUAACCCAGAGCAGAUGAGCAUCAUGAUCCUGACGAUAAUGCAACUGUGGGUCACCUUGGACCGGGCCGCCACAGACAUGUACGGCUUGCUCCUAGCCUUUUCCCCGGGAAUGUCGCCCGACGCCCUUGACGUCCUUCAGCUUCCACGAUUCUCCGACAUGAAGAGAUUGCAGGAUAUCCAGUCCUGGCUUCGCUUCAGACAGGAGAAAAGCAAAUUCACCAACAGAACCAUGUUUGAUUACCCAGACUCCGGCUGUUUCUCAGACCGCUUCUACAACGAGUCGGAUACUCUAGGUCUUCACGAGCUUCGUGAGCGAAUCGAACAUGCCUCCGAAGAAGCUCGCGCUGCAAAAGAACAAGAGUUCAUCACUCUUAGUCAAGAGUAUGAGAAGCUGCAGCAGCGCAUCGCCGAAACGUCGUGUGCCUUCUUUGACGAUGGCUUUCUCAGAGAACACGAUGAUCGGGGCUGCGCAAAAUGCUUUCUGCAAAGGCGAGCGAGGAAGAUGUUCAUAGGAGCGCACGAGCACUUUCUUCCCGAAGACUCUGUACAAGCCAAUGCUGUCGUCUUUGAGCUGGGCUGCGGCCCUGUCUUGGCAGCUUACCGCGAUGCCACUUGGAGAAUCCUUGGGACUCUGGCUCGUUCGCACUUGACACAGCGCCCUGAACCUCGUUUGCUGAUCCAGAAGUAUGGACCCUUGGAGCAAUUCGUAGGCCCGUACGCACCUGGAAUCACGUUGGCAUCCAAGACAAAGUCCUUUCUCGGUACUCAUUACCGCAACGUCUAUUUCCCAGCAACUCUGGACAUCGUCUGUUUGCGCAACCCGCUGCGAUUUGAGUACUUCGACAGCGCGACCAUGUCCUGGCCUGGUUCGGAGCAAGGGACGCCGGCCUUCGCACAUCAUUGUCAGGUGAAGAUUCCCUCCGAAUCUCCUUUCUCUUCGCUUCUGUCACAGCUCCCGUUUGCACCGGAUGGAAAAGGCCCUCAAUCAAACGAAAUCAUCGCCAGCCAAACCCGCUGCCCACGAGGUCUCAGCUCGCAUGAGUACAUGGCCUUCCAGAGCCUGUUCUCCGGGAAGCACUGUAGAUGGCCUGUCAUACUUCUUGAGCUCGCGUCAUCAAACAUGAAUUUCGGCGCAGAAGGGGCUUCCUUGGCUGUUUCCCAGCUCUCGUCGCAAGCCGGCCCGGCUCAUGGAAAUGAUCCCCUUCGAACCAUUCACCAGGUCUUUCGUGACGCUUCGUUUUGCGAAAGGCUACUCGAUCAAAUCCGAACCCGCGUCGAGAUGACGUCCACGAAUUGGAGGGAGACGAAUAGCAUGGGGAUGCUCAUUACUCUGCUCCUACGCUUGAUUGCCUUGGGCUGCCAGGAAUCCGCCCGUGAUGCAUUGGUUUUGCUUGAUCAAGUCCGGCAUGUUACUCAUUCCUGGAUUUGCCAGCUACGCUCAGAAAUCCAAAAGGCGACUGACGCUGAAAGCUCUCGCCGAUGCUCGCGGUAUGCCAUUUGGGCGGCUCUUCUCUGUCGGCGGACUUUCUCACCAUAUUGCGAGGAUAGCCACCACGAGACCCUUUCAUCUGCGGUCCUCCAAUUCUUCGUUGAAUCCUCCAUUACUCUACAGGACAACAUGAUCAGCGACCCAGAAACAUUGCCAACGGUGUUGCAGCAUGCUCUCAUGCGGGACCUCAAGAUGAGCCACCGACUGAAAUCCUUAGUCCGUCGAUCAAUCGAGGAAAACCCCGAAGGCUUGAUCACUGCGAUUGACAACAUCUGGCAGUCUGUGCCGGGAUCAACCUUGAGGACUUGUUCGGACGUAGAGUUUCUCGACGGUUUUGACGAGUGGACAGCCCAGCUCACAUUCGUAGGCGGAGAACAGAGCAGACGACAGACGGUCCAUUACGACAUUCUCGAAGGGCAUCUUCUGAUUGAUAAUCAACCUUUGGGAAGGCUCCCUACCGAGCAUCGCAAUUCGCUGGUCUUACGUGAACUGUUCGGCCAACAGAAUUUGCUGAUCUACCCGUCUGAGCUCUAUGGAAUGGAGUACAAAUUGGCAUUUCCUGAGAACGGCCACCAAAUCCAUAUCGGAUUUCGCAACGAGAAGUUGAUCAUACGCGCUAGGAAGUGGGAUCGUGAGCUUGGAGAGAGGAUCCUCGAACACAUUCCCCGGAGUACUUUCUUCCACAAAACAGAGUACGACCUGCCGGCAGCCCUGGUAGACAACUGUGUUCAUUGGUUGGACCUGACCAAUGGCUUGCUCGACAUCCGUCCAGUCUCUGACAAAUGGAGACGGAGGCCGGGCGACUGGUGCAUCAAUAUGAAGACCCACAUUGCUUCUCGCCGAGGCAGCCGGUUGGUCGAUCCACACAGUCAACUAUUUCGCCAAGUUGCAGCCAUGUUCGAAUACUUUGAACACCCACAGGCGCUGACCGUCUACCAGCCAAGAUCCAGCCCGCUGUCCGUCGAACUGAGGCGCCUGGAACUCGCCUUCUUCGUGAACAGAAGGCGUUGCCUUCAAUGCCGUGAGCUCAGAGCGGAGAUCGAUCCAGAUCAGGAUGCUGGCACCUGGUACGGACUCAACAGCAAGCUGGUUCUUCGUGAUCCAGUCAACGUCCAGAACCGUAGCGUUAUUGUACCCUUGGGGCCGCUCUCGUACCAUCGCAACAAGUUCCACGUGGCAGUCAAGGUUCUGCCGAACGGAAAGUAUGCCAAGUACGCAAUCAACACGGUUCUCGGUCGACUCGAUUGCCCUGCAGAGCCGUGGCUGCUGUACUUCAGAGCUCAGUUGCAUGCAUUCACGUCUGCAAUCCUGCCGGAUCCUCUUACUGGCCGAACUGGUACCGAGGAAGCUUUGCACCUGCUACGUUCCGGAAGCUGUCAGCCAUGGACACCCUUGCAGCAGGGACCGCUAUCAUGUCUUCUCUCGAUAGCUAGCAUUCCGCCAAACAGGGAGUACUACCCUGAAGGUCUGCAGAAAAUGCAGACGGUUCACUGGAAUGUUGAUCUACCGAUCACGAUCCAACGAGACGAAUUCCUUCCGCUGGUGGAAACCAUUUACCGGAGAUCCUGUGAACUGCGCAAAUUCAUUGAUGCAACUGCUGAGGACCCUCCAUUCCGAGAGAUCGACCCGCACUUGCUUCGACGUAGCAUCAACCACAGGCAGCUACAUGAACGCACCAGUGAUGGCGGAGUAGAACAACUCAGCUCGUCGGAUAACACUUAUGUAGCCCGGGACAGACUUCAUCACACGAACCGACGCCAAAACGUGUUCGAUGCCGUCAAGCUCCUGACAAGGUGGUCUCCCCGGCUUCCGACAACUGCGAGACUUGGCUCUAUCCUGCAACAGUGGCCGGUCAUCCAGGGGCAUGGCCAGACAUUUGACCGAAUCCUUUUGAGUGAUCAGUUAGAUCUUCAAUUUGGGCACCACUGGGGUUCUUUGGUCGACUUCUGUCGCAGGGCAUCACAUGAUCAAGUGUACAGUCUCAGCUUCAUGCUCGGUACGCUGUCUUUCAAGCACAAUGCGAACAUGGAAGUAGUUCGCACCCUUGUUGCUUUCGCGAUAUCGGAACGGUUGAAAAGGUUGGAGCCUCCCAAAUGGCUCUCCUACUCUCAGUUUCACAAAGGCGACAUCCCUACUGUAGCUUACCUCGUGGGGCUCAUUCGACCUUUUGCCUCAGCUUACACUGAUAUUCAUCGCUCCGAAAGCGAUGCCAGGUAUUCAGGGAAAAUUCGGAGGAAGCUGCAGCUGGAGAGGGAAGCCCACGAGGACAAGGUAGAGAAGCAGUGCGAAGCCUUCGCCAAUAUUCUCUUCGAGCAGUGGCCUUGUGCCGAACCGACUCUUGCUGAGCUGUCACUGGAAUCCUUUCCCUUACUGAGAGCUGCUCAGGCUUUCGAGAUCAUCAAGCCGGAGUGGCUGCGGCUUUUUCAGAAUUUUGAGUUGUAUCACUACGUCAAGCAGGUGCAGGAGAUCCUCGAUCACAACAAGGCCCAUGUCUCCACGCAGAUGGAAUUCCCUUCCGAAGACGCGCAAGUCUUUUCCCUUGGCCAUCGUGGCGAUGAAAUCCCUUCGCUUUCCAAAGACCUGCUGCGCAAGUCUGUUCGCCCCACACCAAAGAGGAAACUGGAUGAGCUCACUUCCUCGCCGCGAAUUGCGGAGAGCAGCUUUGAGUCACCACAGUCUUUCCGUGCAGGCAACGAGGAUAUCCACAGAGCCCUCGAGCACCCGCAACAAGCAGAAAAAUCUUCUAGAACAGUCCAGGAAGUAGCAGAUCUCGAGCAGAUCGUUGAAGCUCUGUCAAAGUCAGCAUCUACAGUAAGGCAGCAAUACGCGCGCGACCUGAAGCAAAGCAUCGACUCGCUAAAGUCAUUGAGCAUCGACACUUUGCAGCCGAAUGAUGCGACCCUUCAGAUCCACCUUGUUGCAGCUACUUUACAAGCUCGCCAGCAAAUGCAAGAUCGACUCGAUUCAGUCUUGUGUAGCCUGGAGCGGGAUGAUCCACGAGCAAAGUGGCUGAAAGCAGGCGGCCUGUGGCCUUGUGCCACCACGGUAACGCUCCUAGAGCAGAUUCGCUCCAUCUCGUCCACAGCCUUCGGCCCAGGCAUGAAGGAGAGCCUUGUGGAGUUCGCAAUCUCCAUUACGCAUCUCCAACGGGCCUUGCGUUUGCAGGAUGCUUCCUUGAAGGACAAGAAGGAAAGGUUGGAGGAAGAGCAAGCUCAUUCGGGGCAUACAAAUUGGCAACCACUUAGAAACACCGAUUGGCUACUGCUCGAAAUCGAUUCCAACAUCCUCAUUCGGCCAGGACAGGUUGAUGUCGCGCUUGCAACCAUUUCGCCAGGUUCCGGAGCCAAUUCUGUUCUUCAGAUGAACAUGGGGCAAGGGAAGACGUCGUGUAUUAUACCCAUGGUUGCUGCAGCGCUUGCAGAUACAAAAAAGCUUGUGCGCAUCAUCGUCCCGAACGCGCUACUUCUACAGACAGCCCAGUUGCUACAUGGAAGGCUCGGGGGGCUCUUGGGCCGCCAGAUCCGGCAUGUUCCCUAUUCGCGCAAGACUCAAACCGUUCCGGAGGUUACGGCAGCAUUCUGGCAAAUUCAUAAGGAGGUGAUGAGGGACGCUGGAAUUAUGAUCGCUCUUCCGGAACAUACAAUGUCGUUCAUGCUCAGCGGCUUACAGCGCCUGUCAGACAACCGCAUUCCUGAAGCGGCUCCUAUGGUCAAAGUCCAGGCAUGGAUGCGCAAGGUCUGCCGCGAUGUACUUGACGAGUCAGACUUCACCCUUGCAGUUCGUACCCAGCUCAUCUACCCAUCUGGGCAACAAACCUCCGUUGAUGGACAUCCUCACCGAUGGGAGACAGCAGAAGCUCUGCUUAAGCUGGUGGAGACUCACAUCUGGAACUUGCAUCGCGAUUUCCCUCGUAGCAUUGAGGUCAUCACGAGAUCAGCGGGGGGAUUCCCUCUUUUCUUCCUUCUGAGAAAAGACGUGGAGCAGGCAUUGAUUACCCACAUAGUGGACGAUGUCGUCGGCGGUAAGACGCCAAUCUUGCCGUGCCAAGAUUGUCCUGCAACGGAUAGGCAAGUCAUCCGGAGAUACCUCACGGAUUCCUCUGUCGAUCAAGCAACCUUGGACCGAGUCAAGAAAAUGUUCACAGACACGCCCAUCGCCCGGCAAAACCUCCACCACAUGAGAGGUCUUUUGGUUCACAGGCUUCUUCUGCUCACACUCAAAAAGCGCUGGUCGGUGGAGUAUGGUCUCCAUCCUACUCGGGAUCCAAUUGCUGUCCCAUACCAUGCGAAAGGUGUUCCCUCGGACCAGGCCGAAUGGGGUCAUCCCGACGUCGCCAUCUUGUUCACCUGCCUUUCCUUUUACUACCAAGGCCUUUCGCUCUCUCAGAUGCAACAGUGUCUGGAGAGCGUGGUAAAAUCAGAUGAUCCAUCAGCCGAAUAUGAUGGCUGGAUGCACAGCGGGCCCAACAUCCCCGGUUCACUGAGGGAAUGGAAUGUCAUCAACGUAGACGACGAGACCCAACUGCAUGAGCUUUGGCAGCAUCUGCGGUACAGUAUCGUCGUGGCAAACUACUGCCUCAACCAUUUUGUUUUCCCUACCCACGCGAAGCAGUUUAAGAUCAAACUGCAGUCCUCUGGGUGGGACAUCCCGCUGAUGACUUCGCCGGACGGGAUGCCCUCACGUCACAAACCAUUGACAACGGGAUUCAGUGGAACGAAUGACAACCGAACAAUGCUACCGUUGACGAUAAGGCAGCAAGACCUUCCUGGUCUCUCUCACACCAACGCCGAAGUCAUUACGUACUUGCUGCAGCGACGCAAUCGACGUUACAUCCUUGCUGCCGAUGAACGUGGCAGGCGCAUCCCUGAGAUGACGUUUCUGCAGAACCUUCGCACGCUCGGAAUCUGCAUCCUGAUUGACGCUGGGGCUCAGAUUUUGGAAAUGGACAAUUUCACUCUCGCGAAGAGCUGGCUGCGUAUCGAUACCAAGGCGAAAGCGGCUCUUUUCUUCAAAGAAAACCGGCCGUUCAUUCUCUACCGCAACGGCACUUUGGUCCCACUGCUUGCAAGCCCGUUUGCUGAGGAUUUGAGCGAGUGUCUCAUUUACCUUGACGAAGCGCAUACCCGUGGUACGGAUUUGAAGAUGCCGAUAGAUGCCGUAGGCGCACUCACUCUAGGUCUUGGCCAGACCAAGGAUCAUACUGUACAAGCUGCGAUGAGGCUCCGACAGCUGGCUACCACGCAGUCGGUGGUGUUCUUCGCCACUCCUGAAGUCCAUCAAAACAUCCUGGAUCAACGGCACGCAGACCAACAGGGAAAGCCAGUCGAUUCCUACGACGUCGUUUGUUGGCUUCUGGAGCAGACCUGCGCCGGUCUCGAGCAACUUCAGCCGCUGUACUACUCUCAAGGCGUUGACUUCUGUCGCAGAUCCCAGGCGCAAAUCGACAAUCCGGACAUCCUCACUAAUAUGGCGCAGCGCCAAAACUACCUGAAAGAGCUCCGUCAGGUGGAGCAUCAAACGCUAGAGCAGAUGUAUAAGCCCAAGACGAAGGCCAAGGCCUCCAACCCUUCGUGGUCAUUCUCUCCGCAGCUCGCAAGCCUGAUGAAAGAGCUCGACAUCAGACGCAAAGGAUUCCAGGAUGACGGAAACGCCGUCCAUGCGUCAGCUCUUCAAGAAGUCGAGCAAGAAAGAGAGGUUGCAAACGAGGUGGAGAGCGUCCGUGAAGUCCAGAAGCCGGUGAUCUUCUCACCCAUCAAAUUCUCCAGCCUUCACAAGGACAUUGCCAGCUUCGCAAAGUCCGGCAGACUUGUAAGCGGUUCUUUCGGCUACGAACAUAUGUUCAUGUGCCUUCGCGGCACGGCUCUCGGAUGCAAGCAUCGCAUCAACAGCAAGAUCAUCACAUCCAGACUAUUCGUGUCGAGGGAAUUCGCCAAGACGGUGGAACUCCGUCGCCAGAACGACAACUUCCUCCGCCAAGUCAGCUGGGUGCUCUGGAGCACGGAAACCGACACGGCCAUGGUCGUCGUCCCCGAAGAAGUGGAGCUGCUCAUCCCGCUCCUCCGCGAAUCCAAGAAGCCCGUCACCCACCUCCUCAGCUACGCGCCGCCCGUCACCCGCAAGAUGACCCACUUCAACGACCUCACCUACUACUCGAUCCCGCCCAUGCCGCGCGACUGGACGGCCCCCGCAUGGCUGCGCACCGAGCUGGGCCUCUUCGCCGGCCGGCUGUACUUCGAGUACGACGAAUACGCGGGCAUGAUGAAGUACCUCGGCCUCAGUCAAGACGACGACGACGACAACGACGACGACGAGCCCGCAGGACCUGUCGACGAGCCGACGCAACCAGCCGGUCGCGGCGACGACGGUAAGGAAUCCGAUGGCGUCGUCAGGACGAAGGCCGCUCAUGCCGCCGUUCCCUUCACGGCCAAACCUCUUACCUUCAUCCGCGAGUGGCUCGCCGCCCGCCGCAAGGGCCAGGACUUUGCGCACACGCCCAUGGGCUUCGUUUGCCAGGGCAAGCCGCUGGCUGCUGAUCAUCCGUUCUUUGCCAAGGCUGUUGAUGGGCCGGUGCUACCGGCGGCCCUGGGCCAGGUGAGGGGUGGCAAUGGGAGUGUGGGUGCUGCUGCCGAGGACGAUGAGGAUGAUGACUUUGACGAUGCGGAGGAAGAUUUGUGGUUUGAUGCCGACGAGGAUGGGAUCUUGGAGGAAGGUGAGGGUGGGGAGAUGGAUGUGGAUGAGGGUGAGAAGGGGGUGCAUGGGGAUGUGGACAUGGCUGAGUAG
Messenger RNA from Diplodia corticola, 9669 nucleotides. Its product is annotated as p-loop containing nucleoside triphosphate hydrolase. The transcript has 3 exons. Bases 1 to 9669 code for a protein of 3222 amino acids. The record is from RefSeq and is a predicted model, not a curated record. Lineage: Eukaryota; Fungi; Ascomycota; Dothideomycetes; Botryosphaeriales; Botryosphaeriaceae.